CAUGCCAUUCACUUUCUCCGUUCUUGCACCUCGUCCGGCCGACUCUUCACAGCACCAGAAUGGGGUACAGCUUACAUGCCGAACUUUUCGGCUCGUACGCUGUUGGCCUCAUGGUAAUUGCUUUGCGACUCUUCGUGCGUUGGUCGUCAGGAUCUCAGAGUUUCUACUGGGACGACCUCUGUCUGGGGUCCGUUGUGAUUUGGUGGACAAUGCACACGGUUUUCCUCUACCUUUUAGAUGACACCGGCUCCAACAUUGGUCUCAAUGAGAAGUCGGCGAUGGAAGUCCCAGAUAGCGAGGUACACAAACUUCAACAAGGCGGUAUAUAUGCCUUCGUCGCUUGGAUUUCGUACAUCUGUCUGGUGUGGUCAUUCAAGGGCGUCCUUAUGUUUCUUUAUAACCGAAUCACAACUGGUUUAUGGCAGCAUCGCAUGACCAUGAUUAUGGGUGGCUUUUGCGUGUGUACAUUCUUGGCUUCUCUAGUUUUCGAUCUUGCUGUAUGUUAUCCAAUCCAAAAGAAUUGGCAAGUCAAACCGUAUGCAGGGGAAAACUGUACAGUCAGGCCACUGAACUAUCUCGUGAUUGAGGUCUUGAACAUUGUAACUGACUUGGGCGUCAUGUGUGUCCCAUUACCACUCAUCAUUGCGGCCAAAAUCCCACCGUUCCAGAAAUUUGUCUUGGCUCUCUUAUUCUCGUCCGGAAUCUUCGUCAUGAUCGCCGCUGUUCUUCGUACGUACUACUCGAUUUCGAACAUCAACAAGCUCUCCGUUGCUCUGGGCUGGGCAUCCCGUGAAGCCCUGGUCUCCGUCUUCGUUGUCUGCGCUCCGGGUAUAAAGCCGCUCUUUGCAAGAUUCAAGUGGUUCCAGUCAUUCAAAUCCUCGUCCAAUGGUUAUAGCAGUAACCAGCGCACUGGGCGCAGUGGCAUGUUUCAUUCCAAGUCUGGACAUUUCACAGCUAUUAACAGUACCAAGGAUGAGGGCAAGCAUCCAUAUGAGCUCGAUAUAAUAAAUAGGAAUAAGGACAAGCAUGACGACUCAUCGAACGAGAGUCAGGAGCGAAUUAUUGAGUCAGGAGGAGAUGCCAAUAGCCCACCCAGAGAUCAUGCGGGUAUUGUGGUCACAACCGAGUAUACCUUGGCGCAUGACGAUAGGAGAUCAGUGACAUAAUCAUUAAGUUGGUCUCUAUAGCCCCUUUGCUUUCCUCGAGAGUGAUGUACUAUUUUUCUAUAUGAUAGAACCGAGAACGGUAAUAGAGUUGACAAGAGUUGUAAUGUCAG
This is a messenger RNA of Aspergillus ruber CBS 135680, 1276 nucleotides long. RefSeq lists its product as uncharacterized. NCBI's taxonomy places the organism in Eukaryota, Fungi, Ascomycota, Eurotiomycetes, Eurotiales, Aspergillaceae. The transcript is spliced from 6 exons. The record is from RefSeq and is a predicted model, not a curated record. The coding region runs from base 60 to 1166 and encodes 368 amino acids.